Messenger RNA from Acanthisitta chloris (rifleman), 358 nucleotides. RefSeq names its product keratin, type II cytoskeletal 7-like. The transcript is spliced from 3 exons. The annotation marks the transcript as partial. The record is from RefSeq and is a predicted model, not a curated record. Lineage: Eukaryota; Metazoa; Chordata; Aves; Passeriformes; Acanthisittidae.
GAGCUGGAGGAGCUGCGUUCCCGGGCGCUGGACACGGCUGUGGUGGUGUCCAUGGACAACAGCCGCAGCCUGGACCCCUCGGCCAUCAUCGCCCACGUGCGGGCGCAGUACGAGGACAUCGCCGGGCACAGCCGCGCCGAGGCCGAAGGCCUCUACCAGGGCAAGUACGAGGAGCUGAAGACAACAGCUGGGAGACAGGGGGAUGAGCUGAAGACCACGCGCUCCCAGAUCCAGGAGCUGAGCCGGCGCAUCCAGCGCGUCCAGGCGGAGAUCGAGACCCUCAAGAACCAGCGCUCGGGUCUGGAGUCAGCGGUGCUGGAGGACACUGGGGGUGUUGGGGCACUGGGACACUGGGAAU